Messenger RNA from Trifolium pratense (red clover), 1637 nucleotides. RefSeq lists its product as uncharacterized. The coding region runs from base 439 to 1422 and encodes 327 amino acids. The record is from RefSeq and is a predicted model, not a curated record. Lineage: Eukaryota; Viridiplantae; Streptophyta; Magnoliopsida; Fabales; Fabaceae. The transcript has 8 exons. Gene Ontology annotation, cellular component: membrane.
GUAAUAAUGUAAUUUUAGCUCAUUUUCAAGAAAUGAAUAAUAGACUAUUUUCUUGUUACACUAUUUUUAGUAUAACUUUUUGGUAAAUUUAAUAUAAUUUAGUUCUUGUACAAAAAUAUUAGCCCCACUUAUAAUUUAUGUCUUGAUUCAACCCUGAUUGCAUCCAUGCUGAUGUUUCAUUUCAAACUCUAACUAGAUUAGUAGGUAGUAACCAAUAUUCAAAUUAAGUUGAACUAAAAAAUCCAAACCAAACAGUCAAACUCAAGCCAAAACUAUCAUUCCCCAUCACUACUUUCCUUUUGUAUCCUCUCAUACACACAACACACCAAAACAAUUUCCAGAGCCAGUUUCUUCCUUUUAACUUGCUCAAUCGUUAAAUAAUAACAAUAUGUACAACAAGCAACAAAGUUACUUUGCCUAGCAGAAGUGAAUCCAUACAUGGCAUUGAUAGUAGAGUGGUACGACUUUGUGUGUUUUGGCAUUGUUGGAGUGUCCAUCCUAGUUGCCUUAUGGGUGCUGUGGAUUAACGAAGGGCCCUCGGCCUCUCACAGCGAUUUCGACAUCUUGGUUGACAGCCUUCUAGUGACUCCACCUUCACAGGACAAUAGAGUGGCCACAGGUCAUGUGAGCAACUCUCAGCUAUGGACAAGCUGUUGGCGAGGAGUUCAUCCUCUUGUGCUGUUGGUUACGCGUUUUUCCUCCCUUGUCAUCUUGGCCGUGUUAUUAUCAUUGGAUAUUCAUGAAUACAAUGCAAGUAUCUUUUACUAUUAUACUGAGUGGACUUUCACAUUAGUAAUGAUAUAUUUUGCAUUGGGGACAACGGUAUCUGCAUACGGAUGUUGGAAGUUGUUCAACAAACCUCCUCCGCUUCAAAAUGGGGAACUGGCGGAGUUUCUGAGAAGAGAUUUGGACACCAAAAGUUCUAUCAGGUUGCAAAGUCGAUAUGUUGAAGAGGACUUUAAACCAAUAGCAGGUUUCUUAGGUUACCUCAUGCAAAUUACCUAUCAGACUAGUGCAGGGGCAGUCAUCUUAACAGACAUUGUCUUUUGGUGCGUUAUUGUCCCAUUCUUAUCGAUUGCUCAUUUUAAGCUAAACAUGUUGAUGGGUUGCAUGCAUACUUUGAACGCGUUUUUCCUUCUUUUCGAUACACUGCUGAACAAUCUUUCCUUUCCGUGGUUCAGAAUUGCGUAUUUUGUGCUAUGGAGCUGCUCAUAUGUUAUUUUCCAAUGGGUUAUUCACGCCUGCGGUUUAAAAUGGUGGCCGUACCCAUUUCUCGAGCUUAAUAUCCCAUAUGCCCCCUUAUGGUAUAUCUGCAUGGCGCUCGUUCACAUACCCUGCUAUGGCUUGUAUUCAUUGAUUGUCAAAGCAAAAAUCAAUAUUCUUCCGAGAUUGUUCCCUCGUGCAUUCUUGAGUUCAUACUAGUUUGGUUGUCGCUAUAGUUUUAAAUCGUGGUUACACUUAGGCUGAACACUUUUAUAUUGCGGUUAAAUGGUCACCAUUGUAGUUGUGUUACCUUUGCAGAAACAUAUAGCUAAAACUGUUGUAUUCUUGUUGCAAUCGCAGUUGAAGACCGCAAUCUUAAACUAUUGUCAGCAUUUUGAAAUAGUAGAAAAUUAUAAAUGGCUUGUUCACAUCUA